AUGCCGAGGAGCGUCUCUGUAAGGCCACCAGCUAGAACCGAUUUCGUUCGUGAGGUCGCCAGAAGCUGCAGCCGACGCCUACUAAGAACCCUCAUCAACGAAUGCCACAUUCGUCUGCGGAAAUACGGCAAGGAAAUCGAAAGGGCGAAAACAGCAUGUGCAUCAUAUCUGGAGACGGAAACACUGCGAAACCUGGAGAGCUGGAUCUUGAUUAAAGUGAACGAGGAGCGAAAUAAGAAAAAGACCCAACUCCUAAACAAAAUGUGUACUCUAAGACACGCACAAUCAACGGCACCCGGACCGUCAUCCGUCCACAACCUGUCAUCCAAACAGCUGACAGAGGACCAAGUUAAAGUUCUUCAACAUGAAUCCAGUUACAACACAGGAGACGCACAGCCAGUGGACUUCAUUGCUGCACUAGAAGCGACACUCUCAAAAACUGAUACCACGGAGGACUCAAAGAACGCGAUUCGCCAACGAGUCGCGUCCCUCAUCAUGUCCCACAGACCUCGCCGAACCAUCCCGCCGGCAGAGGUAAAGGCCAUCAAGGAACUAAAGAGGGACGAAUAA
Messenger RNA from Spirometra erinaceieuropaei, 570 nucleotides. Lineage: Eukaryota; Metazoa; Platyhelminthes; Cestoda; Diphyllobothriidea; Diphyllobothriidae. The record is from the annotation of a GenBank genome assembly.